Molecule: messenger RNA, 1032 nt
Organism: Acanthosepion pharaonis
Lineage: Eukaryota; Metazoa; Mollusca; Cephalopoda; Sepiida; Sepiidae
Source: the annotation of a GenBank genome assembly
AUGUCCUUUUAUAUUUGGUAUUUUCAUUUUUUAUUUGCAAUUCUUUCUUUCUUUUUUCUUUCUUUUGAUGUAAUGCUUUCUCAUUCUUACUUUUUUUUCCUUAGCUUUCUUUCAUUUUUUAGUCAUCUAUUUUAUCUUUCUUUCUUAUUUGUAUUUUCUUUCCUUCUUUCUUUCUUUCUUUCUUUCUUUCUUUUAUCUCAUGUUUAUCUGCAUCUCCUCCCUCAACCCUGCUUCUUUCUUUUCUUUCCCUUCUUUCUUUCUUUCUUUCUUUCUUUCUUUCUUUCUUUUAUCCCAUGUUUAUUUGCAUCUCCUCCCUCAACUCUGCUUCUUUCUUUCUUUCUUUCUUUCUUUCUUUCUUUCUUUCUUUCUUUUAUCCCAUGUUUAUCUGCAUCUCCUCCCUCAACCCUGCUUCUUUCUUUCUUUCUUUCUUUCUUUCUUUUAAAACUCUUUCAUCUCGCUUUCUUUCGUCCGCCAUCUUUUUUUGUCUUUCCUCCAUUUUCUCUCCUAGUUAAGUUUGUAAGAAAAUAUCUAUCUAUCUAUCUAUCUAUCUAUCUAUCUAUCUAUCUAUCUAUCUAUCUCUAUUUCUAUCUAUCUAUCUAUCUAUCUGGUCUAUUUUCUUGUCUUUUCAAUUCUUUUUACAACGUUCUUUCAUAUGUCUCUUUACUUUACUUUUUGCUUCCUGUUUUUCAUUCCUCUUUUUUCUUUUUACAUUUUUUUAAAAUAUUCAUCGUUUUCUCUUUUUUGUUUGUUUAUUUUAAUUUUUUAUUUGCUUUUAUUUCUUCUUCCUUUCUAUCUCCUCUGUUGUUCCUCAUCAUGCUCUUUCUUUCUUUCUUUCUUUCUUUCUUUCUUUCUUUUAUCCUUCUCUAUUUUCUUCUGCUUUCUUCGAUUAUCCUCUUCUUUCUUUUCCUUUUUUUUCUUCUUCUAUUCACGCGUUUCUUUCUCUCCUAUUGCACCCCCCUCACACACGCACACACUUCCCGCGAUUAUUUCUUACUCGUCGAUAUUGUACACCAAACAACCGAAGCACAAUAG